Messenger RNA from Phytophthora sojae, 1056 nucleotides. RefSeq lists its product as hypothetical. Lineage: Eukaryota; Oomycota; Peronosporomycetes; Peronosporales; Peronosporaceae. The record is from RefSeq and is a predicted model, not a curated record. Bases 1 to 1056 code for a protein of 351 amino acids. The transcript has 2 exons.
AUGACAGAGCUCUUCCAGUUCAAACUGCACUUUUACAUGGGCGAUCUGUGCGAUCUCACCUACUCUGCGGGCAUCGCGUUAGCUGUACGUCGAAUAUACUACCAGGAGACCUGCGAAGGACGCAGUCGAAGCCUCACGCCACUUCCACGAGUGCUAACUCGCCGGACUGCGAGUUUCUGGCGCGAAUACUGCAGGAAGCUCCCUAGUGCCGUUCUCGUCGCUCUGGCUGGAGGGUACGUCCACGCCGUGUCCUCGUACAGGAUCUUGGACCGGGGGCAGGUCGUGAUCGUUCUCUUCGCAGUUUCCACCGCGCUGCUCAAGAUCGGCCUCCAGGAAUCCGCCAAGUGGUACAUUAUCAAGAGAGGCGUCCAAAGUAUCCGCACCAUGUGCGUGCUGGUGGGGGUUCCGACCGUUCUCAUCGAUACGCAGACGCGGAUUCUCAUGGUGGGGACGCAGACCAACACGUUCCUCAUGAUCGGAACCGUUGGUAUGGCGAUGGUGGAAGGUUGCAUGAGGGCUGCGAAGGCGCUGUCCAUUGUCUAUUCCAUUCGCCGACAAGCCAAAGCAGUCGAGGAGAAACUUCACCAGUUAUCUGCCAACACGAUGCAGGCGCAGGUGGCCAAACACAAGACCACGCAAUCCUCUUCAUCUCCACCCUGUUCUUCGUCGUUGAAGCUCGAGUUCGAUCUCUGGCGACGACAGGUUCUACCCUACCACACAGCAGAGCGGACGGCGGACAUGUACGCCGAGUACAUUUCCAUCGGCUGCUCGCAGUCCAUCAUGUUCUGGUUCGCCGGUCAUCCGUACUACCCAGCGCUCAAGUUCGACGCCACCAGCACGUUAUCGGACCACGGGGCGUGGCGACUGGGCAAGCUGGGCAUGCUGGUGUUCCAGUUCGCAGUGGAAGUGCUGGUCGACUACAUUGGCGUCGUGGUGGAGAUGGCGGUCGGGAUCGAGUUCGACCGCAUCAAAGGCCUCAGCGCCUUCCUCGGGGUGCUCUUCAUGGCCAUGGCCGUCCUCACCAUCAACAUCUCGGCCACCAUUUACCUCGGCUAG